CAUGGAGCAUGUUACACUUGAUUCUCCUUGGAAGUCUACAGAUAAUAAUCAUUUGCACUGUGGAAUUGCAUUGAUGAGGAUUAUGGAAACAUACAUGGGUUUGUCAAAGUGGGCUUCAGGUUUGAAGAAGAAUAAUGUGAUAAUCAUGGAAAAACUUCGUGUGAAGUACACCUUGGCAAUAAUUUCAAGCGAAAUAAACACAAUUCAAUCCGUUAAAGAAAUUCCUCAAAAGAAGAAAAAGCAGAAGAAAGUUUCUCCUAAGACUGAAGAAGAAAAAGUUGAAGAACAAAAGGGUGAAGAAGAAAAAGCUUAAGAUGAAAAGGCUACUUGUUAGUGUUACCUCAAUAUUUUGCUUGGUGUAGUAUUGAUUAAGGUGUUGACAUAGCUUUCUAAUUUUAGGGAAGUAGAGAAACAAUGAUUUAAUCAACUUGUAAAUUGUUAUUUUUUGAAUGAUGUAAAAAUGGUGACUUUUGAUUAUGGUGACUUUUGUGUUUACCU
This is a messenger RNA of Chenopodium quinoa (quinoa), 498 nucleotides long. RefSeq lists its product as uncharacterized. Bases 2 to 313 code for a protein of 103 amino acids. The record is from RefSeq and is a predicted model, not a curated record. NCBI's taxonomy places the organism in Eukaryota, Viridiplantae, Streptophyta, Magnoliopsida, Caryophyllales, Amaranthaceae. The transcript is spliced from 2 exons.